ACAGGCAUCACCUUCGCCUUCCUCUUCGUCAGCGUGGUCUUCCUGGGCCCCCGGCCCAACCACUACUGGUGCCGCGGGCCGAGCGCCGCUGCCCUGGCCGAGCGCUGCGGAUGGAGCGCCGAGGAGGAGUGGAACCGCACGGCGCCCGAGGCCCCCGAGCACCGCGGCCACGGCAGCUGCCAGCGCUACCUGCUGGAGGCUGCCAACGGCAGCGCGGGGCAGGCGGGCGCGCUCAGCUGCUCCGACCCGCUGGCCGCCUUCCCCAACCGCUCGGCGCCCCUGGUGCCCUGCCGCGGCGGCUGGCGCUACGCGCAGUCCCACUCCACCAUCGUCAGCGAGUUUAACCUCGUCUGUGUCAAUGCAUGGAUGCUGGACUUCACCCAGGCCAUCCUGAACCUUGGCUUCCUUGCUGGGGCGUUCACCUUAGGCUACGCGGCCGACAGGUACGGCCGAUUAGUCAUUUACUUAAUAUCCUGUUUUGGUGUGGGCCUCACCGGUGUCGUGGUGGCAUUUGCACCAAAUUUCCCCGUGUUUGUGAUCUUCCGCUUCCUGCAAGGUGUGUUUGGAAAGGGGACAUGGAUGACUUGCUAUGUGAUCGUAACCGAAAUAGUCGGCUCCAAACAAAGGAGGAUCGUGGGGAUCGUGAUCCAAAUGUUCUUCACCCUUGGGAUCAUAAUUCUUCCUGGAAUCGCCUACUUCAUUCCCAACUGGCAAGGGAUCCAGCUGGCCAUCACGCUGCCCAACUUUCUCUUCCUCCUUUAUUACUGGGUGGUUCCUGAGUCCCCUCGAUGGCUCAUCACGAGGAAGAAAGGGGAGAAAGCAUUAAAGAUCCUGAGGAGCAUCGCAAAGUGCAAUGGGAAAUACCUGUCCUCCAACUUCUCAGAGAUCACUGUGACAGAUGAAGAAGUUAGCAACCCAUCCUUUGUAGACCUGGUGAGAACGCCUCAAAUGAGGAAGUGCACACUGAUCCUUAUGUUUGCUUGGUUCACAAGUGCGGUGGUGUACCAAGGACUGGUCAUGCGCCUGGGGAUUAUAGGUGGCAACCUCUACAUAGAUUUUUUCAUCUCAGGAGUCGUGGAGCUGCCUGGAGCUCUCUUGAUUUUACUGACCAUUGAGCGAUUCGGACGCCGCCUCCCCUUUGCUGUGAGCAAUGUAGUGGCGGGAGUGGCGUGCCUCGUCACUGCAUUCUUACCAGAAGGGAUACCAUGGCUGAGGACCACAGUUGCCACCCUUGGGAGACUGGGAAUAACCAUGGCCUUUGAAAUUGUUUAUUUGGUAAAUUCAGAACUGUAUCCAACAACCUUACGGAACUUUGGCGUGUCACUGUGUUCAGGAUUGUGUGAUUUUGGGGGGAUCAUAGCCCCCUUUCUGCUCUUCCGACUCGCAGCCAUUUGGCUAGAACUACCUCUUAUCAUCUUCGGCAUCCUGGCAUCCCUCUGUGGCGGACUUGUCAUGCUAUUGCCUGAAACCAAGGGUAUUGCUCUACCUGAGACUGUGGAUGAUGUGGAAAAGCUUGGCAGCCCGUAUUCCUACAAAUGUGGCCGGAAAAGGAAAGGCCAGGUCUCGAGCUCUCACCUCUGAGGCCCCUGCCAAAGACGGAGGAAAGGCGCUCUUGGGGCUGACACUGCCUGGAACGACGUGCCUUAGAGAAGCGUCCACGUCCGCCCCAUCGGUGCCUGCAGUCCAAGCGCCCCGCAUCCUCCACGAGACACGGGAAUACAGCACUGCGUUGGAGCACUCUGAUGUGUGAUCCCCGGGACUGCUGGGAACACGUGCCACGUGGCCAAUCUGGGCGCAUGGUGCUCCCUGCCCUGUGGGGUUGAGCAGAGACAUGGAAGCUUCCCAUCCCGCUCUCAUGCCAGCUGUUGGGGACAGCAGGUGUGCCAGUUGCAGGCCUGGUGCAGGUGACCAUGUGCAGCACCCAUCAGUUCUGAUCCUGGCCUGAGGCUCUCCACGGAAUCUUCUGAAGAUUCCACAGAGGGAGGGGCGGUGGGGAUCCUGCUAAGAAAGGGAAGAGAAGGGAUGGACCCCAGGGCCUUGGACCCCGCAGCGCUGAGCCCCUGCUCCCUCUUCUUCUCUGAGAUCUGUAAGCUUGCGUGGUACCUUCCUUCUCUCCCCACCAUCUCUGUUGCACCUUGCACCCAGGUUUGCUGUAGCCGGUGUUCCCGCCAGAACAAGAAACCGUCUCUGUAUGGCGAGGACUGGCUUCGUUCUUUAUAACAAAAUCAGGAUUUCGUCCUGAAAGGAUUCAGGGCAGCUUUGACCCAUCUUGUAGCAAACCCAUGUCUCUGUAUUUAAUGAACGAAACCCGGAGAUCAUGAGCCCACUGGUCUUCGAUCUUAACAGCCGAGAGAGCUUUCCCUGACCUGUGGGAAUUCUGCACUCCGAGGGCACCCAUGCCCCCAAAGAGAAUCCAGACAGUUCCCAUUGAGUGUUUGGACUUGGUCCUGGUCUCAGGAAGGGGCUUACAUUUUCAUUUAAAGGAAAAGUGAACUAUAGCCAUGCUUAGGAUAAUUAGUAGCAGUUUUAUAUAUGACUUUAUAGACACUAACAAGAGACUGCGUCUUUUUUUUUGGUCACUGGGGCUUUGGGAAUGGGGGGGGGGCGCGUACACACAGUAGGCUCUUUUCACGUGGCCCUCUGCCUGGCACGGGAUGUUGGUCCCAUUUGGGGAUCCAGCAUGCACACCUUGGGCAGGGUGUUUUCACGAAUCCCUGUGCAUGGUGGGCGGCCAAGCAAAAUGGGCACCAAAGGGGAGUCUUACCAACAGGGCAGAAAGCCUCUCUGUGGAGGACCUGGGGCACUGUGGUGUGUGUGUGUGUGUGUGUGUGUGUGCACGAGUGUGCUCAUUAUGCCAGAACCUUUCAAUUCCUUAAAGCACCCGAGAGCCCACUCCGACGGUUGUAUUUUCCAAUCAAAUAAACCCAGACGCCGAGG
Messenger RNA from Echinops telfairi (small Madagascar hedgehog), 2937 nucleotides. RefSeq names its product solute carrier family 22 member 3 (gene SLC22A3). The record is from RefSeq and is a predicted model, not a curated record. The annotation marks the transcript as partial. Lineage: Eukaryota; Metazoa; Chordata; Mammalia; Afrosoricida; Tenrecidae. Gene Ontology annotation, molecular function: transmembrane transporter activity. Gene Ontology annotation, biological process: transmembrane transport. The transcript has 11 exons. Gene Ontology annotation, cellular component: membrane.